AUGCAUUCAGAAACCCUAAUUCCCGAGUCGACUCCUACCACCACCAAUGAGCAUGAUCAUGAACAUGAUCACGACAGCAACAGCAACAUCAACGUUCUAAAUUCACAUUCCACCGCCGACGAUCAUCCCGAAUACAACGACGAUGAAAACUCCCAAAUUCACGAUGAGUUUGACCAUGAAGAUGAAGAAAACGAGAUCGCCUUAGAUGCUGAACCAGACGCCGGGGGUGGUUACGAUAACAACCCGCCGGACUCGUUCUGGGUUAGCAACAACAAAGUAACAGACUGGUUGGACAACCACACGUACAUCGAACGCAAAGCUUCGGUGAAAUUGGUGCCAGCUGCAAGAAAAUUCGAUCAGGCUAAAACUCGGUCUAAUCAACGAUCCGUUUCCUUUAACCAGAAACCUCAGGCAACCAUCAUCGGGUUCCGGCAAAAACCGACGGCGCAUAACGCCGAUGGGAAAGCCAAACAGAACGAUCGGCAGGAUAACCCUCGGUUUUCUAAGAACCGGUCGUUGCCGGGGAAAAGCUUUUUUCAGCAGGUGGCUGAACCGAGGUCUCCGAGGGUGUCUUGUAUUGGUCGGGUCGGUUCAAUGAGAGGUCGUGCUAGGAGGACCGGGUUUUGGAAGACUGUGAAGACGGCUUUCUUGAGCAAGGUCCGGUCGAAUAAGCUCUCGAGAAAAGAUCUUUGA
Molecule: messenger RNA, 693 nt
Organism: Lactuca virosa
Lineage: Eukaryota; Viridiplantae; Streptophyta; Magnoliopsida; Asterales; Asteraceae
Source: the annotation of a GenBank genome assembly